Molecule: messenger RNA, 3994 nt
Organism: Oncorhynchus nerka (sockeye salmon)
Lineage: Eukaryota; Metazoa; Chordata; Actinopteri; Salmoniformes; Salmonidae
Product: nuclear receptor-interacting protein 2-like
Exons: 6
Coding region: 1012-1881 (289 amino acids)
Biological process (GO): proteolysis
Molecular function (GO): aspartic-type endopeptidase activity
Source: RefSeq, a predicted model, not a curated record
AGAAUCACAGAGAGAGAGAGAGAGGAGAGAGAGAGGAGACAGAAAGAAAGCGAGGAUAACGAGCGAGCAGAGAGAGAGCAGAGAGAGAGGAGAGAGAGGAGAGAGAGCAGAGAGAGAGAGAGAGAGCAGAGAGAGAGUGAGAGCAGAGAAAAGGAGAGAGAGCAGAGAGAGAGGAGAGAGAGGAGAGAGAGAGAGAGCAGAGAGAGAGGAGAGAGAGAGCAGAGAGAGAGAGCAGAGAGAGAGAGCAGAGAGAGGAGAGAGAGAGAGAGCAGAGAGAGAGGAGAGAGAGGAGAGAGAGAGCAGAGAGAGAGAGCAGAGAGAGAGAGGAGAGAGAGAGGAGAGAGAGAGAGCAGAGAGAGAGGAGAGAGAGGAGAGAGAGAGCAGAGAGAGAGAGCAGAGAGAGAGGAGAGAGAGAGCAGAGAGAGAGAGAGUGAGAGCAGAGAAAAGGAGAGAGACAGCAGAGAAAGAGAGGGGCACAGUUUGCUCCUGCAGCGCUGCAAGGACAGACUGCACUGACAGAGGAGGACACACACACAGCCCAGCCUGAAGAGAGACAUGUCUACAUAACAGGACCAUCAGCACACUAAUCAUUUCUGGACACUGACAGCAACACAGAACACAAAUAGAUGCCAAGGACUAGCACCUCAAAACAACCUCACCCUCACAGAGAGGGAGGUCACAGUUUGAAGGUGGAACAGUUUGAAGACGGACACAGUAAAGGUGAAGGAAGACAUUUGUUCUGGAAGAGACCAACUAAAACAGGAGUAAUCAACGGUAUCAUCUACUCUCUGCGAUCUAUCUCUUGGAAGUGAAAAGGAGAGACUUUACAGUACAGGGCACUGGGCUGUGCUGCUCUGCCUUCAACACUCAUACCCUUCUGUGCUGCUACUGCUGCUACUGCUGUUCCAAACCAGGCUACAUCAGACAGUGGUACGCUGAAGGUAGCAGCUCUGCUCUACACUCUAGCUAGCUGUACUGUACUGCACUAACUGACUGGUUGACUGACUGACCAUGAGUGAGUCGAAGAAGGGUGAUCUGGCUAUCCGGGAUAAAGCCAUCCUGGGCCAGCAGAGGCGUCUGAAGCAGGCCACCCAGUUCACACACAAAGACUCAGCCGACCUGCUGCCCCUGGAUGGGCUCAAGAGACUGGGCACCUCCAAAGAUCUGCAGCCCCACAGCAUCGUGCAGCGCCGCCUCAUGGCGGGAAACAUCACACAGCUGCGUGGCGAGGCCCGCGUGGGGAGACCCUCGCCCCUGGUCGACAGCAAGGAGGGCGGCGCCGGCGACGCAGAGGAGAAGAGCGAGAGCACGGCUGACGACUCCACGGAGGAGAGGGAUUCGCCAGAGGAGAGCGAGAGGAGCCUAGAGACGAGGUCGGACGAGGAGGAGGACAGCAGCGAGGCCGGGGGGAAGACAAGCAGCACGACUGGGAACGAUAAAACAGAGGAGGGGAGGAAGGAGAGGCAGAGGACGGAGAGGCACCUCACUACCCUGCUGGUCCAGUGCAAGUGCUGUGACACUGAGGUGAAGGCUUCCAUCAACACCGGGAGUCAACACAACCGCAUCUCCAGCUCCUGCUGCAGGAGGCUUGGAUUGGUUCCCACCCAGGAAGGUCCACCCUGUGAGCAGACAGAGGGCCAGGGCUCUGUGAGGGGCCUGCAGCUGCAGCUGGGCAGACAGAGUGUCCAGUGCUCUGCCCACGUCACCGAGGAUGAGGUGUUUGAGCUGUGCCUGGGUCUUCAGACUCUGCAGGAAAUCAAAUGCUGUGUGGACCUGAGCAGUAGAGUCCUAAAGCUCCAGGGCUCAGGGGAGGAGCUGCCUUUCCUGGAGACGCCAUUGGUCAGCCAGUGCCAUCACCAAGACAGCAAUGAGAACAUGUGACCCUGGCGGGUCACAACCUCCCAGCCGUCCCACACCCUCCUUUGAUUGGCUGGCGCUGUAAAAACAUGAUGCAGUCUGGGUCUGGACUGUCCAACCAGUGUUUCGCACUGCCAGCAACAUGGUUGAGCACCCCAAUUCUCUUCAGUUUACACCAUUGUGUUUGUUUCUGUGGAAUUAAGACAUUACCAUGAUGUUACUGCUGUAUUGAAUUAGCCUAGUUUAUGGAGUGGAUGGAGCUCAAGGUUUGGGACGAUUCUAUGUAACAAUCUUCAUAAUUAUGUACUUAAUCAAGGUGUUUUUUAGAUGUUCUAGAUAGCACCUUUUUUUCUAAGAGUGUACUGAAACAUACUGAGGAGUCAGACGAUAAUUAUCCUUUGAAAAUGAACAUAUUGUGAUUUGGAUAUAAAAUAAUAUAUAGUAUAAAAUAAUUUACAUUGAUCAUCAAUUAAAUGCCAAAACUGUUUAAAAUCAAAAUUAGUUCAGCCUUGAGGGAAAAAAUGAUAUCUCCCUCACAUCCCUUUACAGAGAGAUAGUCUUCUAGAUGUCCUCUCAUACGUGCUCAAGAGAAACAAAAAACAGGUAUUAUGAAACCUUUGAAUCUGCCUGUUAAAAAAAUCUAAUUGAGAGUCAGGACAGACAGGGAAUUCUGGAAGAGAUGUGAGGAGACUACUGCUAUUCCUGAACUAACUGCCUUCAGCCAAGUGAAGACUCUCUCUCAUCUAUUUUCCCAAAUGAAGAGUGCUCCUAAGAAUGUCACAAUGACCCCCAUCAAAACUAGUUCUCAAUAAUUCCACUUAAAUGUCAAUAGAGUCCUAGAGCUAGUUGUGUGUGUCAGACGGACAGCACAACAAAAAGAUCCAAACAGUCCAUAAUUCCACAUUAUUUUUUGUCGAAGUCUGGAUGUUAGUGUUCCUGUGAGAGUGUGAGUUCUAUUUACUUCUCCUCCUCCUCCCAGCUCCUCCUCCUCCUCCUCCCAGCUCCUCCUCGGCUCCGUUGGCAAGACGGAGCCGACCCCAGCUGCCUUCCUUCCCUCGUCUUCUUCAGGGGACAUUAAUCACUCUGCUCUGAGGCUGCUCUCUGGGUCAAGGCCCUCAUAGAUGUUUGUUUAAGCAUAUUCUCUCUCUCUCCCUCUUAAUUUUUGAAGUUCGGGAAACAAAUCUGCUUGGUACAUUUUUCCUCUUCUCGUUCGUUCCACUUUUGCUGACGUACGUUAUUCACUUUGACAAGCCUUGUUUGCUGAUUUGGUAUUUUACUAGGACCGGCGCAGCGGCACAGAAUCAUCAUCAGGCCCCUGCUUGUUGCCUGACUGACAGUUUCACACUACAGGGUCGACUACAGGACCAAAACGUACUGUGCUGGCUUGAAUAUUGUAUUUUCUUAUUAUCCUUUGCAGCACGGUUCCAGCUACUAUGGUGGAGUCGUAACGAGGCCAACCCAGUACUGUACAGCUCGGCUUAGUUCAGUUUGACCCUAUGGUGUAAAUCAGGCAUGUGAGAGAGCCAAAAGGCCACACUAUAAUCUUCCCAUUAACAUGAAUUACACUCUGCCUUGAUCCAUUCGCAUUGUUUGGACAAUCGAGAAGCGCUUCAGACGCCCUUAGAAAGGUCUUCAUACUCUGCUUUUACCAUCUGGGCCUGUAUUCAAAGAGUCUCUGAGUGUGGGGUUUCCACUAGAUAGCACAGCCACAAUGUCUAAAUUGGCUAUAUAUUGCAAAAAAGAAAUACAUGAAAACAAUAGAAAUAGGCUGGGUUUAUGACUUUGUGGCUGUGGUAACUAGUGACUACCCUGGGUAGGUGCUGAUAUCGGAUCAGUCAUGCCUUUCAGAGCAUAAUGGAUAAGAUUACAUGGACCUGAUCCUAGAUCAGCACUUCUACUCAGAUUUUUUGUGAAGAAGGGCCCUGGACAGUGCCAUGCUCUCGACUGUGUAACAAUAUCCAUCUGACCUCUAGCUCUUUCUUUGGAGGUCACCCACGAAUAGAUUGCUAAUGUUUCGUACUAGUGUACUUCUUAAUAUGCUGUGCGAUGGUAAUCGAUGUAUGAAAUACAUUUAUUUUUUGUGUUUUUUCUGAACAGUAUUUUCUCUGCCUAUUAAAAUAUGUAUUCUGGCUAGCUA